Messenger RNA from Amoebophrya sp. A25, 2046 nucleotides. Lineage: Eukaryota; Dinophyceae; Syndiniales; Amoebophryaceae. The record is from the annotation of a GenBank genome assembly.
GUUUGUCACGCAAACAAGAAACCAAACACGUGGACGUACUGAAGAUAAGCUGUAGUUUUCAACAAAUAUAGCUCCUCAUCGUCACAAGAGACAACAGCAAAGAAGGACAAAAAUGCCGUCUUCUCGUCUUUCGUUUCGCGUGGGGGACGUGUCCGUAAACUCUUCUGGAAACAGAGGGCGAGCUGUGUUUCGGCAAGACGAGCGCAAUCGAGCUCGAAGUACGAGUGUUAAUGUUGCAGAUCGAUACCGAAACGAGAAGGGACAUUUAUUCUACGUUACGGUCGAUUUCAAUAGAAUUUGGUGCGAGUUUUAUCUUUACCGCAGUUCGCAGAGGUGGAUUGGCUCCGACGCGGAUGGGAAACCCAUGGAAUUCGAUCCAGUUCAUAAAAGGAAGUGGUACAUCACGUCAAAGGAGCGUGACAGAAUUGAAGCAGAAGAAGUAGAGUACACGAUGAAUCAGAAACAUUUAGUUCGCCAACAGGAGAGAGCUUCGACGACGACCACGACAGUAUCUGCUCACAGUAUCUGCUCAGUCCGCAAUUCUACCAGCCGACCAGAUAGAACUGGCCGCUCUGCUGUUCCGGCGCGCCAGAGUCAUGGAGUGACCGGUGGACGAUCUCAGGCGAGACAAAAUGUCGCAUCUACUUUGCCGUCUCCUUCCUUGCAGAGAGAUCAACGACCGCCCUCCGGGAGUGCUUAUCCUGCGUCUCGUCACAUGCACAACAGCAAUGAUCGCGAUCUUUUGAUGUCCUCUCGACGCAACAUUUGUUACUAUGCAUCGGCGCCCCAAAGUCAUCUCUCUUCGCAUCUGCCGAGUACGGGCGGCCACUCCUAUCCAGGAAUGAGUAGAAGCGAUCAUGCAGAUUCGUGUGCACUACCACGACGAGGAGCCUACGGACCAAGGGCUGUGCGCGACAAUGGUCCAUCUCGUCAUGAUGAUUCUUCGGACGAUGCUUAUGGCGCCAGAGGUCAUCUGAGUACUAACGCACAGGCAAGUCAAAAUGCUGUUCCUGUUGGUACAACUAGUCACGAAGAACUCACAGUAAACUAUUGUAAGCGCGACGACGUCACGAAGAAGGGGACGAACGACCUCGGGAAUGACUGGGAAGCGUAUCCUGACGGAGGGUACAAGUAUGACAACGGGAACGGCAGUAAGUACGAGAAGGACAAAGAUGGCAAUGCCUGGUACGAAGGCCCGGGCGGGAAGGGCUGGGUUGAGGAUGCGGACGGGAAUCGGGAGCACUAUGACAAUGAAGGCGACCACGGCGAUGAGUAUGACUACGAGCAGGAUGAAUAUGGCUGCGAUGACUACGGCUGCGAUGACUACGAUUACGAUGAAUAUGGUGGUUUUGACGACUUUGGUGGAGAUGGCUUUGAUUAACUACAAGUAUGAGCUGAAAUAGAAGAUAAAAUUGUGAUCGAGCGUAUUAAGUUUGAGUCUGAAUAAUUUGAAUAAUCAGAACUUUGUCCUUGGAUGUUUACUACAAACGAAGGAAUACAUGAAGCGAAUAGAUGAAGCAUUUGAAUAAGAUGGACGCCCAAAAGAAAAUUUAUAGAAUUUUUGCUGACUCCCCAGCCAGAGUUCCUCGAGUUAUCAGAUUUAGUUCUCAUACGGAAAACAAUGAAAAAGACAAAGAUCGCCAACCUUUUGUCGGAAGAUAUAUUUCAUUACAUUGUACCCCUUGAAUUCAAUGUACUAAUAUUGUCGCACUAAACGCUUUUAGCGUUGUCCUCGCAACCAAACUCAUGCGUGAGGUGCCUUUAUUAAGCAAGUACGAGUACCAAAUACAUGGAAAGUAUUAUCGGAACAAUUUCGUGGUGCUGCUUGAUCAUCAUGGAACUGUUUAUGAUUCUCGAUGUCUUCGGUCGGACACAAAAAAGUCGAGGAAUACCGAGGAAGAUACAUCCUGGCCAUCAUAUUACUGAGAGUGACGUCAUCGCGAACUUCUCCAAAGUUUUAGGCAAACGUACUUUCAUCGUGAUGUUACUUCUGUUUGUCGUUAGAAGAAUGAUCUAUUCUCGAAAAAUUCGAUCCUUCGAUUGCAC